This is a messenger RNA of Didymodactylos carnosus, 987 nucleotides long. The record is from the annotation of a GenBank genome assembly. Lineage: Eukaryota; Metazoa; Rotifera; Eurotatoria; Philodinida; Philodinidae.
AUGAUUCGUCUGCUGUCUUUCGUAGAGAGAGUCAAUGUUCGGAGUGAACGUCCUGAUUCAAACGAUCUGGACGAGGAUUGGCACAGUGACGUAAUGUCAUCACAAGACGAAACCGACUCAGAAGAAAGUCCAUCGGUCGAUCUUGUUCCGCAAUCCACGAAAACUAUCACGGUGAAGAAACUGUCAGUGAAAUCACACAAGCCAUUGCCAGCCGCUAAGCGCUUGCGGUUAACUGCUGAUGAGGAUGAACCAACUAAUGACACACAACUCGAUCCUCAACAGCUGUUGUAUUAUCUCAAGCAAACGAAUUCUAUUGUUUCAUCAUUGAAGAAACAACAAGAACAAACUGCAGUCUCUUUCGAUCGUUCAGAGAAAUUCUUGAAGAUCCUGUGCUCAAACCAAAAGAAGAUCGCAAAGACUAUGAUCAAGCGGAGGAUACCUAUCAACCUCGCACAGGACGAAUCAGCCUCUGAAAUGAACGAUCAAGCCACGGUCGAUGCUGAUUCGGUGAACUUACAACGGGCAGAUGGUGUUGUGAUCGAAUUACUGAAACUCGAAGUACGUGGAGAAACGUAUCUCCAGCGCAUUGAGGAACGAAACGAAGUUGAAGUAGGUAUUUUCGUGAUCGUUCAGUUCGAAUUGAGCCUGCCAAUAGUCUCCUGCCAUAGCCAGAAACGACACGCUUACUUCGAUCCUCUUGCCUUUGGAGCUAUUAAUCGAAAUGAUCGAUCGAUAAUCGAGCGAGAUAUCAAGCAAAUGCACAAAGAUGCAUCUCAGUCUGCGGCAAUCUCCAGUGCUUCAUCCUCGCCGUCAUUCACCGGGAACCCCACGAUGGCCGCUUCUGUUCGAAAACAGACAGGAAAUUCGAUUGCUGCUUUACUCGAUUCCGUCGGAAAACGGGCCCCAGGAGUGCCAAAACAUGUUUCUAAAGGACAAGGUGAACGAUGUCUCGGACUAGAGAAACUGGCCUUUAUCGAGUGGUCCUGA